Molecule: messenger RNA, 2029 nt
Organism: Rubroshorea leprosula
Lineage: Eukaryota; Viridiplantae; Streptophyta; Magnoliopsida; Malvales; Dipterocarpaceae
Source: the annotation of a GenBank genome assembly
AUUGCUAUUAUGAUUAUGCUGAUGAUGAUAAUGUUCCUGAGAAGUUUGUGAUUUCAUCUCAAAGUAUUCGAAGUUCAACCAUUAUGGCUGAGGACUGUCCUUGGUUUGUCAUCAACAUUGAUGGGUGCAAUCACCUGAAAUUCUUACACUUGCGAUCUGAGGAAAGAUCAGACACAGAUUUCAAUUCUCUUCUCUUGAAACUGCCCCUACUUGGGGAACUAUAUCUGUUUUUUUGUGAAACCUUGAAAACAAUAAAAGUUCUCAAUCCACGAAUCAAGACAGUUGAGAUUCGCCUUGAACCUGAAUGCAACCUUGAGCUCAUAGAAAUUUUAGCACCAAGUCCGAAAAGCUUCAUCUUUAUGACACAACAAGGAAGGACAAAACCUUGUGGGAUCAAGGUGAUAGAUUGUAGCAAUUUAGAAACCAUAGUGUUUACUAGUGCAUUCAUCCCUGAGUGGCAGUUUCAUAACCUUAUUUCCAAAUUUCUGCUGCUUGAGAAUCUCUGGAUCAUUGGAUGUAACAACUUAGAGAGGAUUAAGGUUUCAAAUCUUCAACUUAAAAGACUGUAUAUUGUUAGAUGUGUUAAAUUGAAGGUUGUGGAGGUUGACAGUUCAAGUUUAUGUGAGUAUUGUUAUACAGGAAACCAGCCUGCAGCAGUUUCAGUAGCUGAGCAUCUUUACUCAACAGUUGAAUUGUGGUUUGAGCAUGAACAAGUGAAGUCUCCCAGUUAUUUUUGCUACGAUAUGUUGCUUGGUGAUAUGGCACGCUGGCAGCAACCUCCAAAGUUGACAUCAAAGCAAAGAUCCUACAACUUUGUUAUUGAAUUUUCUUCCAAAAAUAUGGUGUCAAAUGCUGAACUAAAUUCACAAGUUACAAGGCUAAAUUUCGAUGUGGAGGAAAUCUGUGUCUUGAUUAAUAAAUUACAACAACGGAUGGAUACACUUGAAACUGAAUGUGAUUCCAAGGUAGAGAAGAUGGUCAUAAGGAAAUUAGAUAAUUUACAAGGAGAAAUCCUCCAAAUAACAACAACACCUAGGAAUGGGAAAGGCCAAAAAGGGGCACAAGAUACGACAUGUGACAUUACCAAGAAAAUAAAGAUUGAAGUUCUAGAUUUUGAAGGUAGGGUUGAUCCUAUUGUGUUUUCUGAUUGGAUUAAUUCAAUGGAGGAGUAUUUCAAUUGGUAUGACAUGGCAGAUCCUCGAAGAGUUAGAUUUGCUAAAAUGAAACUUGUUGGGUUAGCCAAAAUAUGGUGGCAAGGUGUUGAGAGUGAUUUAACUCGACUAAGACAACCACCAAUAACUAAUUGGUUUGAGAUGAAAGCAAAAUUGAGAGAAAAGUAUAUGCCACAAAACUAUCUAGAAAAGAUGCGUUAUAAGCCUAUUUAUAGUGUUGAAGAUGUAUUACAAGUAGCACUUAAUGUAGAAGGAUAUAUAAACAAUCAGAAUAGUAAGAAAAUUGGGUUCCAAACCAAGAAAGCAGCAGCAAGAAAGAAUUAUGAUACAAGACUUGCUAUGCAAUCACAAGCUACAGUUGCCUUUAACAAACAAAACCCUAAUGCUAGAAAAGGGAAAGUCAGUACUACCCAUAACAAGGGCAGUAAGGGUGCGACCUGUUUUAGGUGUGGUGAAGAUGGUCAUAUGAGCUAUCAAUGUCCAAGAAAAAAUAACCUUUGUAUGGAAGAAGCACAAGAUCAGGAAGAACAUCAUGAUGAGGAAACUAAAGAAAAUCCCCUUGAUUAUGGAGUUUACAUGGCUGAUGAUCUUGUAGAUGAUGAGGAGGAAGACACUUCCUUUUUGUCAGUUGUUAAGUGUAUUUUGGCAGCACCUAAGGUUGAGGAAGAAGAUUGGUGACGAACCUCAAUAUUCCAAACUUUGGUUCGUUGUGGUGAUCAAGCAAAAAAGUUCAUUAUCGAUAGUGGAAGUUGCAUGAAUGUUGUAUCAGCAUCAAUAGUAUCACGUCUUAAACUCCCAACAAAACCUCACCCUUAACCAUAUAAGGUAGCUUGGAUUAAUAACACGACAAUUUCGAU